Molecule: messenger RNA, 1926 nt
Organism: Phascolarctos cinereus (koala)
Lineage: Eukaryota; Metazoa; Chordata; Mammalia; Diprotodontia; Phascolarctidae
Gene: CFAP210
Product: cilia and flagella associated protein 210
Cellular component (GO): axonemal microtubule
Source: RefSeq, a predicted model, not a curated record
AAGCGUCGGAGGAAAACACUAGAAGGCUGAGGCGGCGAGCGGCGGGCGGGAGCGCUCUCGGCUCGAUUGGGCACCAGGCUCCGGCCCUUCGGAGCCGCGGGGCGGCCAUGGCCACCAUGGGCGCCCUCGCCGACUCUCAGGUGCGGUUCGGUCGGAGGACCGGACAACCGCGAGAAGCCCCAGUGGAAACUGAUUCCUGGACUGACAGCCAAAUUCCAUGUGGUACUCUUUUACCAAGUGGAGUAGAUCUUUGUCAAGUUACUAUACUUCCAAAUGAUGAGUGGAAGAGAAUUCAAGAUAGCCUUGACAAGUUGAGUAGAAAAGCAGCUCAGCUUCGUGCUGAAAAGAAAGCAAAGAAAGAAAUGCAUUUAAAUUCCCAAGAAAUGGUGAAACAUUGGGCCAAUACUUAUGCAGGGAUGCGAAAACAGAAACUUAAAGCUAAGGAGUUUCGUGCACAAGAUGAAGAAAAUGAAAGGCAAAGGAUUGACAUGGAAGAAGCGUUGUAUAGAGCACAAGAAAGAAAAAAGGCCAUUGAAAGUGCAAAAAUCUAUCAAUAUUACCAGACAGAUAGAGUGAAGACUUUCCAUAGUGCACUUCUUCUUAGUAAAGUUCUAAAAGAGCGAGACGCUCAGAUUCGGUUCCAGAAGAGCAAAGUAAAAACAGAUGCAAAGUGGGAGGAACAGUUGAAGCGAAAUAUUGAAAAAGCUUUUCGAGAGGAACAAGAAAAAGCAGACAAACGUCGAAGUGACAGAAUGGCACUUGCAAAUGAUCAUCUUAAACAAAUGAAGGAGCGAGAAGAGGUGGAAGAACAAAGGAAAAGAGAAGAAGAAAAAGAUGCCAAAGAAAUAGAAAAACAGGCUAAAUUACAUGAAUUAGAACUGGCAAAGAGACAAGAAAAGAAGGAAGAAAAGAUGCUUGAAUGCAAGAGAAUUCAUCUCGAAACCAUGGAAAAUAGAAAUAUAAUCAGAGCGAUAGAGGAACAACAACGAGAGGAGGAAGAUGAAAAAAUUAGAAAAUUUGUCAAAGCAAAGAAGGGUCUGGCAAAUAUUAGAAAAGAAAAAGAUGCUGAAACUUACAAGCUGAUGGAAGAACGUAAAGAAAGGAUUUUUAACUUCCUGAAUGAACUUAAUAGAAAAAAACUUGACAAUGAAGAUGAGCUUAUUGCCAGAGAUAUUGCAGAAGCUGAGGCUGAAAAGGUACAGGCCGAAAAAGAAAAAGAAGAAAGAAGGAAAGCAAAAAUAAAAGAGAUUGAAGAAUAUAGAGAUGCAGUGAUUGAAAGUAAAAAGGAGCAUAAAAAGCAAGAAAAAAAAGAAGCCGAAGAAACUCUGAAAGCUCUCAUUAAGGCAGAUCAAUUGUUUUGGAAGCACGAAAAGGAAAAACAGCGAAAAGCAGAUGAGGAAAAGAAGGAGACACAAACAUUCAUCAUUCAGCAGAUAGCUAAAAAGAAGGUUAAUUUAAAAGAACAAGUGGAAAAUGAUUUGGAAUAUUACAGAGAGACUGAAGCUCUUGCUCUUGAAAAGGAGAAGGAAUUUAAGCAAUAUGCAAGAGAAGUCAUUGAAUCUGAAUCAAAGUCAACUAACAAUAUUUACCCUCUGUUAAGAGCUGUAAAGUUUGGUCCUGGAGGUGGUCGAGGCCUGCCUUUUAUGGAGAGAGGUGGAAUCAGGCCCAGCUAUCAGUCAAGGGAUUUCUAUGGAACCCAACUCCCUAGUUAUGCCUCUAGGAGACCAGUGGAAGUUGAUAGUAUUGGAAGGACUAAAGGAAGACUAGGUUUUACAUGGUAGAAAUCAAAUUUUAUUUUUUUCUUUUUAAGGAGGACUUUGUCUCAAAAUUUUAAUGCAGUUGACAGAAGAGGUAUUUUCACUGUUUAUGUCUUUGAAUUACAAUCCUAUUAAGUACUACUAUAAAUAAAAUGACUUCAUUGAAAUA